Artibeus jamaicensis (Jamaican fruit-eating bat) is the source of this 474-nucleotide messenger RNA. RefSeq names its product 60S ribosomal protein L21-like. The transcript has a single exon. The coding region runs from base 4 to 474 and encodes 156 amino acids. NCBI's taxonomy places the organism in Eukaryota, Metazoa, Chordata, Mammalia, Chiroptera, Phyllostomidae. Gene Ontology annotation, biological process: translation. The record is from RefSeq and is a predicted model, not a curated record. Gene Ontology annotation, molecular function: structural constituent of ribosome. Gene Ontology annotation, cellular component: cytosolic large ribosomal subunit; ribosome.
AAAAUGACUAACACAAAGGGAAAGGGGAGAGGCACCUGCUCUAUGCUCUCUAGGUGUUUUAGAAAACAUGGUGUUGUUCCUUUGGCCAUGUAUGUGCAAAUCUAUGAGAAAGGUGAUUUUGUAGACAUCAAGGGAAUGGGCACUGUUCAAAAAGGAAUGUCCCACAAAUGUUACCAAAUCGGAGGCAUCUACGGUGUUACCCAGCAUGCCGUAGGCAUUGUCAACAAAGUUAAGGGCAAGAUUCUCACCAAGAGAAUUAGUCUAUGUAUUGCGUACAUUAAACACUCUAAGAGCCAAGAUAGCUUCCUGGGGCGUGUGAAGAAAAAUGAUCAGAAAAAGAAGGAAGCCCAGGAGAAGGGUGCCUGGGGCCACCUGAAGCUCCAGCCUGCUCCACGCAGAGCUGCGCACUGUGUGAGGACCCGCGGAAAGGAGUGUGAGCUGCCGGAACCCACCCCCUGUGAAUUCAUGGCGUGA